Lotus japonicus is the source of this 1619-nucleotide messenger RNA. Its product is annotated as probable serine/threonine-protein kinase PBL5. Gene Ontology annotation, molecular function: protein kinase activity; ATP binding. Gene Ontology annotation, biological process: protein phosphorylation. The coding region runs from base 155 to 1405 and encodes 416 amino acids. The record is from RefSeq and is a predicted model, not a curated record. The transcript has 5 exons. Lineage: Eukaryota; Viridiplantae; Streptophyta; Magnoliopsida; Fabales; Fabaceae.
CUUAACAAUUCAUCUCCACCUCAUAUAUUGACCCAGAAUAAUAUUAAAGCACUCUGCGAAUUCCCCAAAAUCAUCAUCACAAGGGUCUUUCUUUGAUCUUCUUGAUUCUCUCAACAUUUGAGGUCUCUGUUCUGUUCUCACCACUGUGAAAACCAUGAGUUGCUUUUGCUUUACAGCGAAAAAGUCGAGUGAAAAAUCGGUCAGCGAUGACUCUAGUAACACACAGAAGAAGCCUACCAAUCUCACUGUUGCAGAUAAGGUCAAGAGUGAUGACAAAGUAAUUGAGAAAAAAGAAGAGGGUUCUAAGGAUGAUCAACUUGCUCAGGAUGUGAAGAAUUUAAAUUUAAAAGACAAUGUUUCUGAGGACGGCAGCAAUAAGGGUAACCGGGCACUGACAUUCACUUUUAAUGAACUUGAAGUUGCAACCGGAAAUUUUAGGGCGGAUUGCUUUUUGGGUGAAGGAGGCUUUGGCAAGGUUUACAAGGGACACUUGGAGAGAGUAGAUCAGGUUGUAGCCAUAAAGCAACUCGACCUCCAUGGACUUCAAGGAAUUCGGGAAUUUGUCGUUGAGGUAUUGACGUUGGGUUUGGCAGACCACCCUAAUCUUGUCAAAUUGAUUGGAUUUUGUGCUGAGGGAGUGCAGAGGCUAUUGGUUUAUGAGUACAUGCCAUUGGGAUCUUUGGAGGACCAUUUGCUUGCAGAUCUUCCGCCUGGUGGAAAACCACUUGAUUGGAAUACCAGAAUGCGAAUAGCAGCCGGCGCAGCUCGAGGUUUGGAGUAUCUGCAUGAUAAAAUGAAGCCUCCUGUCAUAUACCGUGAUCUGAAGUGCUCUAACAUUUUGUUAGGUGAGGGAUAUCAUGCCAAGUUAUCUGAUUUUGGCUUGGCAAAAGUAGGCCCAAUUGGUGAUAAGACCCAUGUUUCAACUAGGGUUAUGGGCACAUAUGGGUACUGUGCCCCGGAUUAUGCAAUGACGGGCCAGUUGACAUUCAAGUCAGAUAUUUACAGCUUUGGGGUUGUUCUUUUGGAGCUCAUCACAGGCAGGAAAGCUAUUGACCAUACAAAACCUGCCAAAGAACAGAAUCUGGUUGCAUGGGCAAAACCCUUGUUCAGAGAUAGGCAAAAAUUCUCGCAAAUGGUUGACCCAUUGCUUCAAGGUCAAUAUCCGAAGAGAGGCUUAUACCAAGCUCUUGCUAUCGCAGCAAUGUGUGUUCAAGAGCAGCCUAGUAUGCGGCCUGUUGUAGCUGAUGUGGUUACAGCGCUAAAUUACCUUGCUUCCAACAAGUAUGAUCCCUUAAAUCAGCAUGUACAAACCUCUAAAAACCCAUCUCCUCCGAAAGAUGGAAGGGAUGAUGAUGACCAUAGACAUAGUUCUAGUAGUGAGCAUAACGCAGAAGAUCAACAAUAAACUAGGAAGAUAAGAUAGAUUGUUUUUCUCUGUUCAUAUGUGUUGUGCCUAGUUAUCAAUUUUUGUGUCAUAGGAGAGAUAACAGGAACUUUUUCAAAUGUAAGUCUUUCAUGGAAGAAAAUUUUCCUACUCUUAGUAUCCUUCUCAGUGUACAUUUUUUCAUAUACAAAAAAUUUCUUGAUCAUUAAUCAAGUUCAUCAUUUACCAUCUGAAA